This is a messenger RNA of Acanthochromis polyacanthus (spiny chromis), 3785 nucleotides long. Its product is annotated as probable G-protein coupled receptor 160. Lineage: Eukaryota; Metazoa; Chordata; Actinopteri; Pomacentridae. Gene Ontology annotation, cellular component: signaling receptor complex; plasma membrane. The transcript has 3 exons. Bases 417 to 1511 code for a protein of 364 amino acids. The record is from RefSeq and is a predicted model, not a curated record.
CAAUGAGCGUGUGUCUGUGGACAAACGAAGUGCUGCUGUACAGAGACCAGUCUGUCCUCCUGACAUCACCGUACGACUCCUCCUUCACUCCACGCUCACAACAACCCGCCACUGGAUCUCCUCUGCCGUGUGCUUUCUGGACAAUACAGUAUGUCUUUUGUUUCCAGGCAAAGAAGUGAAGUACAGCAGCCACGUGUGUUGACUCAGAAUAAACAUCAACCACAGUCGCUUUCAUCCGCCGAGGGUUUUUAUCUGGUUGGAGUCCAAUAUCCACUGAAGUGAAGCAGGAAAUGGCAGAAAAGGAAUCUUGAUGGACCAGUCUGCCAGCUGCUCUGCAACAACCAACACCUUGUUCACCUGACCAACAUUUCCAGAAGCAUUUUCACACUAAUCUAAGCACUACGGCGUGAACAGAGAUGCUGCCAUCACCGCUGGAAAAUAAGCAAACGCUGACAAUGCUGGCCAUUUUAGAGCAGUGGGACCAGGCGUCUGGCUCCUACACAGACAACACUCACAACUAUUUUCUACUUUUGCUCUUUAAGUGUGCAAUGGACACAGCAGCCUUUUGCUUAUGCAGCUUAAAACAGCAUAAAUCCCUGCUGAGCAUGUGCAGCCUGUCCAUCACGGUGGCUGACUUGGUGAUGGUGUUCUUUAUGGCCACCGUGUGGUUUCUGAGGGCAGGAGGCUCUUCCGUGUCGCCCUGCUUCUUCUUGGCUCACGCUUCAGCGACAUUUACAGCCCUGCCACUGCCCAUGGUGAGCCUGGGUUUGCUGGACUACUGUUUAGAGGACACAUGCAUCAACCACCACAGAACCUUCUGCAAACGCCUCAGGGACGCUUCCUUGACGCUGCUGGUGUGGGCGCUCGCCAUCAUUUACUCCUUUCACACGGUCAGUGCCAAGCCGCUGAAGCUGUACGAGGAGGCGGGGAUGACGGCUCUGGCGUGUGAAGUGGGAGAGUCAUCGCUGAUAGACUAUUUCACCCUGUUGCUUUUCUGUGCACUACUUUUUGCCAUACUGCCAUUUUGGUCAAGGAUUCCCCGGUGGGUGAUCGAGGCUGACAGGUUAUACGACACAAGGACUGAACGCGAAAGCAACAAGAGCGACCUGAUGUUCACUUCAACCCCCGGCCUGGAGACAGAAAGCAGCGAGGAGAAUCAUCUGGAGGAGACCAUCGGGCAGCGACCGCCUCUGUGGUUCAGCCUCACGCUGGGCUUCAGUAUAUUUUGGAUGCCUUAUCUCGCCACGUGUGUCGCCUGCAUGCUCUGUGGCUUCGAAGUACCUGCCUACAUUUCUGUUAAUCUGCUGUGGUUGGAAUGCAUCAACAGUCUCCUGAUGGGAUUGGUGUUCUGGAUGAAGAGUAAGACACGAGGGCCGUACAGCCAUCUAUCUGAAAACGUGUGCUUGUGGAACAUUUACUGGCAUUUGAGCAAAGGAGUGCAGCAGAAGCAACUCCCUGUAGCUGUGUUUAAUCCAUCGAAAGCCAAGAGAAGCACUUACUUCUUUGUGUAGGAGACCAGACUGGAGGUGCUGAAUAUCAUGAAAACCGGGCAAACAAACACUGCAAUCUGUUCUUCUACAUCAGAGGUGUCAAACUCAUCUUAUUUCAGGUUCCACAUUCAGUCCAAUCUGAUCUCCAGUAAAAUCACAUCAUAAUAAACUAUAAAUAACCACAACUCCUAAUGUUUCCUCUGUUUUAGUGCAAAAAAAUGUUCACAUUUAAGGAAUGUGAACAACCUGAAAUUUCUGAAGAAAAAUAAAUUCAAUUUCAUCAACAUUCAGCCUCAGUUUAUCAUUUCCACAUUACAGCUUUCAGAUCACAGAGUGUCGACAAAGGAACACAACAUUUAGUCACCUGGACCUGAACCAGAGAGGAUUUUACUUUAUGAUAAAAACGACAAAAGUCAGACAAAAUAAAAUAUUACAAAAAUCAGAUGCAAAAUGACAAAAACGUAAAACAAAAUGAACAAAAAAUGAGACAAACUACACAAAACAAAAAAAGAGACAAAAUUAGACAAAAAAGUUACAAAGCGACAAAAAAUAUGGACAAAUGAUACAAACGAGACAAAAAAUGUCAAGCGAGAAACAACACAACAAAAAAGUAGACAACACAAGUGAGACAAAAAAGACAAAAACAAUACACAAAACAACAAAUAAAGCAAAACACAAAAUGACUAAAAUGAGACAAAAAAACACAUGCCAGACAAAAAGGAAACACAAAAUGAUUAAAGCAAGAAACAAAAGCACAAAAAAGACAAAAAACCCCGACAAAAACAACACAAAGUAUUCCAAAACGACACACAAGACGACAAAAACAGGAGAAAAAGACAAAAAAAUUAGGCAAACGGCAUGAAACUAAAUAAAAAACGAGACAAGAACUGACACAAAAAAGUUACAAAGCACCAAAAAAUGGACAAAUGACGAAAACAAGACAAGAAAGACAAAAACAAUACACAAAAGCAAAACACAAAAUGAUAAAAACAAGAAACAAAAGGACAAAAGUCAGACAAAAAAACAAGACAAAGUAUUACAAAAAUAAGACACAAGAUGACAAAAACAAAAAAGGACAAAACAUUUGAUAAACGACACGACACAAAGCAAGAAACAAAACAAAAAAUGAGACACAAAACAACAAAGGCAAGAAACAAAAUGACAAAAAAUGAGACAAACGUCAUGAAACAAAACAAAAAAAGAGACAAAAACUUAGACAAAAACGUUACAAAACGACAAAAAAUGGACAAAUGGCAAAAAGCACAACAUUUCUACAUUUUACAAAUCGUCUUGGACCCGGAUUGGACCCUCUGGUGGGCCACUUUUGGCCCGUGGGCCUCAUGUUUAACACCACUGAUGUAAAUGAUCAGGCGUCUAUGUAGUCUACCUGUGUGACUGCUGUUUAAAGUGAAUUUAAUUAAUCGUGCCUCUGAAGUUUCUAUUUUUUAUUGCCAUUUUACCUGAUUGUCUUUUUAUAUCCUCAAAGUGGCAUUUCAGAUGUUCCUUAAAUGAAAAGUGCAUUACAAAUAAAAUGUAUUUUUAUUAUUGAGUUCUGGCUGAUUGCUCUCGUACCUCCCCAGCAGUGCAUGGACUAAAUACUGCAGCUGUAACUGGACCUUUAAAUGCUAUUCUUUUAAGAGCUAACUGAGGUCAAUGAGCCAAACUUUUGUAAAUAAAGAAAAAUCACAAAAAAUGUAAUUUAUACAGAAUUGAAUUUUCUACACACUCUAAGAUAACGUUAGACAAUAAGUGAAAUUAGGGAUGUCCGAUAUCGUUGUUUGCCGAUAACAGAUAUGCCGAUAUUGUCCAACUCUCAGUUUCUGAUUCCGAUAUCAACCGAUACCGAUAUCUGUGGGCUAUUUAGCUAAUUUUAGUUAGCAUCACAGAUCUCCUGUGGUGGAAUUAACACAUCAUGCCUCAUUUUAGUGUGAUGCCAAAUUGGAUGCAUUCUCAGAAGGAAACAGUCUGUGUAAAACAAGAAAACUACUUCAACUUAAGUUAUGGAAAAAAUGCCAUAUUUAUGCCUUUUUGUUUUUUAAUUGUCUCAAACAACAGUUCACACUCUCCCUCCUUCUAUGAGUCAGUAAAUGACGGUAAUAUCCAGGCAUUAUUUUAUCAGUUUCCGUGAUAAGCAAAAAAAACCCCGAUAACGAUAAUGAUCGAUACUACAUUUUUAUGCCAAUAUUAUCAGACAUCCCUAAGUGAAAUGCUAUUUUACUAUCUGAUUUUGACUUUCUGUUGUAAACGGGGAUAGACUUUUUAUAAACUGGUCUUAAUAAAACAUCAUGAAAUACA